Poecile atricapillus (Black-capped chickadee) is the source of this 1445-nucleotide messenger RNA. Its product is annotated as G-patch domain and KOW motifs-containing protein-like. Gene Ontology annotation, molecular function: nucleic acid binding. Gene Ontology annotation, biological process: mRNA splicing, via spliceosome. The record is from RefSeq and is a predicted model, not a curated record. Gene Ontology annotation, cellular component: spliceosomal complex. NCBI's taxonomy places the organism in Eukaryota, Metazoa, Chordata, Aves, Passeriformes, Paridae.
AUGGCGGCGGGCGAUGGCGCGGCGGCGGCCGAGGGCACCGCGGGGCCGGGGCGGGGGCCGGGGCCGGUGUCGUUCGCUUUCAGCCGCAGGGCGGAGCGACGGCGGCCGCUGCCCGCGGGACCCUGCGCGGAGCCCGGCGCCGGCGGCGACACCGACAGCGACACUGACUUCCUGACGGCGGUGGAGGACCGGGAGCUGCUCAGCACGCGGCCGGCCCCGCCCCCCAAGAAAGAGCUGGUGAUCCCCCUGAUCCCCCCCCACCGCUGGAGGAACCCGGAGCCCCCCCGUGCCGACACAGGCCCCGCCCCGGCCGCUGACUCCGCCCCCAACACAGCCCCCGCCGGAGACCCCCCGGGCCCCCCCUCGGUGGAGGCUCAGGCGGUGCAGGAGCUGCUGCAGGAGGCUCGGCAGAGUCAGGAGCAGCCCAACGGGGACUCGGGACCCCCCAUCUCCAUCCCCCUCCAGCUGCCCGACAAGGACAUUGCCACGGGGCCACAGCCGACUGCCCAGGACUACGAGGCCGUGCCCGUGGGCCAGUUCGGACUGGCCAUGCUGCGGGGGAUGGGCUGGAGCCAGGGCCAGGGCAUCGGGCGCACCUUCCCCAGGGUCGUGACCCCACUGGAGCACCGGCCACGCCCGCGGGGGCUGGGGCUGGGGGCUGAGGCCGCCCCCCCGGGCGCCCCCAAAGCCGGGGAGCCCUCCCAGGGGGGCCCGGCCGUGGGGGACCCUGUGCGCGUUGAGGCCGGGCCCCACCGCGGCGUGGAGGGCAAGGUGGAGGCACUGGACCCCGAGACCGGGCGAGCCCUGGUGCGGCUGCAGCUCGGGGGGCAAGUGGUGGCCGUGAACCAGCACGGGCUGAGCCCAGUCAGCACUGGUGCCUCUGGCCGUCCCCCCCAGAAGGGGUCGGAGGAACAGGGUGGGGAGCCCCCGCGGGGAGGGGGCUCCAAGCGGAAGGAGCCCCCCGAGAACGAGAGGGCGGGGAAGCAGCCGCGAGGGGCCCCCCCCGUGCCCCCCCACUGGCUGCACCGGGACCUGCGGGUGCGCUGCGUGGACCGGGCCUUCCGCGGGGGCCGCUUCUACAACUGCAAGAUGCAGAUCGAGGACCUGCUGGCUCCCGACACCUGCGUGUGCCGCACGGAUGACGGGCGCCUGGUAGAGGGCCUGCGCGAGGCCUCUCUGGAGACCGUGGUGCCCCGGGGCAGCUCUGACCGCGUCAUGGUGGUGCUGGGGGAGCACAAAGGGAAGGUGGGCCGGAUCCUGGAGCGGGAGCCGGAGCGCGGGCGGGCGCUGGUGCAGCUGGGCCGGGAUGCGGCCCCGCAGGUGCUGCCGCUGCCCUACGACUCCAUCUGCCAUUACCUGGGGGGCAGCGACGACGACUGAGACCCCCCAAAACCUCCCACCAGCUUCCGGCCGCGGCUUCAGGGGAAUAAAACGUGUCCGAAGGA